Molecule: messenger RNA, 4959 nt
Organism: Ciona intestinalis (vase tunicate)
Lineage: Eukaryota; Metazoa; Chordata; Ascidiacea; Phlebobranchia; Cionidae
Biological process (GO): signal transduction; actin cytoskeleton organization; regulation of Rho protein signal transduction
Molecular function (GO): GTPase activator activity; lipid binding
Source: RefSeq, a predicted model, not a curated record
UAGUGUUGAAAUGGACAAAAUUGAAUCCAAAACCGAAAAUCCCUUCGUAACAGUCGAAAGAAACACAGAAAUCUUAACACUGGAUAUGAAUCCAGUUAUCCCAAGAUGCAAGAGCGAUGCUAGCGCAGUAACUGUAUUGAAGAGACCAACCUCUCUUCUAUACAACCGAGAUACAAUGAAAAUGCGCACCGACCGAUUCGCUUUCUUAAAGGAACUUUCCGAAUCUGACCUCACGCCAGCUAUCUCGGAGAAUUGCUCGAUUGCUGAUAUUUUCUCGGAGGCAACGGAACACGCUUUGGAAAGUACCCCGUCGUUAAACCGGCAAGAUUCCUUCGCAAAACCGCUAAAAAUGAAACCGGAGAAGUACCAGGCUAUGGUGAAAAGUACGUUGCCUGCCUUUUACGGUACCACGGAAGAGGACAGUGCUCCAGUAGUAAAAAAGCUUCAGCUUUAUCACCGAGUACUGAAACACGCGGAACCCCGUCCUUAACUCGGCAUUACAAUGACCCCUAUGACGCCACCUCUAACAAGAGUUAUUCCCUGCCGGCCAACUGCAAACUCGAUUAUGCAUUCUUCGAGGCCGAGGCCAACGGUUCGGACUCCGGCUCUGUCGGAACCCCCACCUCAAGUUACGUCACGGCGGUCGGUGACCUCCUUGCGGCCGAAGAGGCGAAAGCGAAACGCCACUCUGCGGUUUCGCGUGAAAGUGCAGCAUCUAGCGGGACAGUUAUCGCCAGCGAUGAAGAACCGAUUUACUCCGACGAGGACGAGGCGACGUUCUACGAAGCGAGACGACGGCUGAGCGAAGACUUGUCAUCGGGAAUGCAUGACUCGUCGUCCGAGGAUGCUGCAGCAACUCGUCACCUCCGUUCAGUGAUACGUUCACGGUCAUUGGACCGUAAUCAGCCGGCAGCCACGGUAAAGCUUCACCGACCUACUCUACAAGCACCGGUAUCCUUCAUCUGCUGUAACCCAGCUCGUGCCGUAAUGGCCACGGACAACGUGAUAAAAGCACCGAUGAUUACCAUAACUCAUGACCCAACGUGCAUUCGUAUUGCUGACGGCAUUGGGCCGCGUUACGAACACCUGACGUCACCAUCAUCCUACAGCAGAUCAUCUUCUUCCGCAUCUAUCUUAAGCAAGCACUCGCACCUCACCGAGGAUUCGGAGCCAUCAGCCUGCAGCUCAAGAAGUUCCUCUGUCCCAUCUUCCCCCGCAUCCUCACCCAGACUUCCUCAUUCAAGCAAAACUCGAUUCAGAACGCAACGAGAAAAAGAAACGAAAUUUGCUGAGAGACAAGCUGCAGACGCAUGCAACUGGCUGAGAGCUGCUGGAUUUCCCCAAUACGCGCAUUUCUACGAAGCGGGGCUAUUUCCUGUCGACAUUGCCAGCGUCAGCGGGGACCACGAUUUCCUCGGCCAGGAACAUAUCGCAGCUCUUGUGAGGCGACUCAAUGUGCUCAACAAAUGUGCAAGUAUGAGAUUGGAUAAAGCGGUGGCUAAGGAAAGCCAGACUGAUGAAGACGACGACGAUGACGACGACGAAUGCGCCAUCAGUGAGUUCUGGCACUUCGAGGGCGGUGAACACAGGUGGUCGAGGUUGGAUAGCAAGUCAUCUAACAUCACCAGUCCCAACGGUCGAAUGUUAUCUUCUGGUUCCGCCCACCUACCCCAUCUUGACGAAACGCUUGAGGACAUGCCCGGAGACGUGUUCACCAACGCUCUGGUUCGGCCAGCCGCGAUUGAGAUCGAGCGACAUAGACAGCAUUACAGCCAGUCCGAACCCAAACAAGCAACAAAAAACAAAAGUUCCAACAGUUUCCUAAAACGAGUCGGUGACCUGAAGAAACUGAGGCCAGGUUCCUUUCGCCGAAAGGACAUUCUUCAGCGAACCAAUUCGUCUGACGCAGCAAUCGAACUUGGGGAAUCAAGAACAAAACCCCGCCACACUACCGACAUUCGAUCCAAACUUGGCCGAAAGAACCGUCGUCUUGUUAUUGGCGAACCGACCCUACAGAGCGGUCACGAAAAAAUUAACAGCAUGCGAUGCGUGCCUAUUGAAGUUUCUCCCCCCACUGGGGCUCCCAGAGGAAGAAAGAAUUCGUCUCAAUCUUUAAUCAGUUCCUCUUCCUCCGCAAGUGGAAGUGCAAGUUCGUCAUCUACUCCCGCAUCCCGGAUGCGAGGAUUUGCAGAGGACCGAACCACGCGUUCCGAUCCCGGUGAACUUAACUCGACAUCUCCCCGCCUUCUAGAGCAUAAUCGUGUAACUCUGGAGCUUAACGCGGCGAAGACACGAAACCCAACACCACCAAUUCGUGAACCCCUCUUCGUAAUGCCGAAAGGUUACAAACCUGGUACAUUCCCCUCCGGUUUGGUUGAAAUGACGGACGAAGAGCCUCCAACCUCACCGUCCUCCGGUUUCGUUUCCAACUCCUCUUCAUCACGGAGCAGAUCAACCUCCGACUCCUUCCACGCUUCCCAAGCUUCGGAGCCAACCGGAAGAUUGGUACGACCGAUGAGCAUCUACGACAACCUUCCCGACACUGUUUUAACAAGUGGCGCUUCCGCCCAAGAUUUCCUCGAUAUUAUGGACCCCAGUACACUGGUCGGUGCAAUGCCAGUGAAUGACUCUGGUGUUUUUGACGGCAGUCAGGAGUCAUUAGAUGCUCCCGGUGUGUUGGACUCUGCAUUCUGGAGCGUUGAUCAGAUCGUCGAGCAAACUCAGUCAUUGCAGCAAAUGGUUCAACAAAUGGAAGAAAUCCAUGAUGACACAGUAGAGCCGACAACGGUCAACUCCCUUGAGAGUUUACCUUGUCAGUUUAACAGUGCCAUGGAAACUCUGCCAUCCUAUAGCUCCGAGAACGUAUCUGUCACCGAGGAUGAAUCCGAAGCACUCUCCACAUCCGACCAACUGCCCCUCUCCAGACAACCCCGUCUACGAUGGUCGAGCUUUAAUCUCGACCACACAGCCAGCACGAGCUCGGAGAGUCUGCAGAUUCACAAUCUAUCUGUCGGUCAACUCAUGAUCCUUCGAAAGCUGUCGGUCCUCAAGCUGACAGCGCUCAUGGAAAGUUACGCAUCAAACAACAACAAAGGCUCGCUCAACUGGUCGGUCCCUCGGUUCAUUCGCCGCAUCAAAGUACCAGACUACAAAGACAGGGCGGUGUUCGGCGUUCCGCUUCUUCAUAACGUGCAACGCUUCGGCCAACCAUUACCUCAGUGCAUACAGCGCGCCCUUGCAUACCUCCGGCGAACAGCACUUGAUCAAGUGGGCCUCUUCCGCAAGCCUGGAGUCCGGUCUCGCAUCCAGAAGCUUCGUGCGAGUUGCGAGAACAACCCCGAAUUGAGCAGUUUUGACGACUGCACAGCUUUUGACGUUGCUGAUAUGGUUAAGCAAUAUUUCCGUGAGCUUCCUGACCCACUGAUGACGAUGAAACUUUCCGACACAUACGUUGGAAUUUUCCUAUAUGUCCCUGAAGAGCUCCGCCUCCAAACGCUUCAAGCAGCAACUAUGCUUCUUCCUGACGAAACCCGUGAGACACUGAAAACGCUUCUAUGCUUUCUCAGUGACGUCGCAUCUCGUUCAAGUGAAAAUCACAUGAACGAAACCAACCUUGCAACUUGCUUCGCCCCUUCCCUCUUUCACCAACAAUACGGAAGCUUAAAGACUAUGACAUCUGCAUCGCCAAAAAUACGAAAACAACAGAAAGUCCCCGGUGCAUCACUCGGUAGACCUGAUAUUAAGGAAAUGAAUGAGAACAUGGCCGCCAACCAAUGUUUAGCCUUUAUGAUCUGCCAAGUGAAAAACCUCUUCCGGAUCCCAGAAGAUGCGAUGACGCAGUGUCGAAUGUCAGUGAUGCAGCAGGCGGAAGACGUUCUCGCAUCCGAGAUCGGAUACUCUGCCUCCGAUUUAGUUGUCGAGGGCGAUAACCACGCGGAUUAUCAUUCAUACGUUGACCGUACGGUGCUCCAAACUAUGAGGGAAGAGCAAAGAAUCUCACAAAAUAAAGGAGGUUGGCAGAAUGUGCCCAGCUCAGCAGGAAGCGAUCUAUCUUGCAAAAAGAUGCAUGAUGGAAACCCGUUGCGACUGUGGCGAUGUCAGGUUGAGGUAUCUGGUGCGACGGAGGAGCAAUUACUAGAGCGUAUCCUCCACGAGAGGCAUGUUUGGGACGACGACCUUAUACAGUGGAAAGUCCUCAAGCGUCCGGAUGAAAGAACUCAACUCUUCCAAACCGCAAGAGCAGAAAUGAGUCCUCACCCAACGAGGGAUUACUGCGUUUUAAGAUCAUGGCGAAGAAAUGUGAACUCCCGCGGUGCUUCGGUCAUCGUUGAAACAUCAACCAGCAAUCCAUCGAUGCUUGGUGAUGUACGCGGUGUCAUUCUUGCCUCUCGGUACGUCAUCGAGCCCACAGACGAUCCUCUCACAUGUCAGUUGACGCACGUCUGUCGGGUGGACACCAAAGGCCGUAACCCGGAGUGGUACAAUAAAGCGUACGGCCACGUCGUGGUCCAACAGCUUCUACGAAUCCGUGAUUCUGUUCGAGUUAUGCCUCCUAAGACAUGAGACGAUCUUAGGCGAGCAGUCAGUCAACAUUGGAGUCGGAGUUGGAGCCACGGAGUCGAGCGGUUCGCGUUGGUGUUAUACUCGUUCCAUACCGUCAACCAAUACAAAUGUUCAUGAUGUAAACGAUUACACACUUCCCACUAAACCUCAAGACUUCAUUGAAUAACACUGCCGUUUGCGGUCAGCAUCUUUCCUACGCAUCGCUUCCUAAGCCCCGAAUACACCAGUCGUUACCGCUUUAGAUGCACUGAGAUUUUGCGUUGUUCUUUAUUCUGUUUUACUUCUUUUUUUUAUGACUUUUGAGUUUGUUCUUAUUAUUCCUGGUGUUGUACCUUCGCCAGUGCUGUUCUCACCUUUAUCGCGUUAUCACAGAGAAUAUAGUAUUUAAAUCGUAAA